CUACCAGAACUAGUAAAGUACUUGCUCUUGGUAGUAAGCGUAAACAUAUAGCAAUAUCAGGCUUAAUAAAAUAUGAAAUUUGUCAAAAACUUUCAGGACCUAAUCCCCCAAUGCAAAAAGAAUUAGCACUUGAUUAUGAUGCACAACUAAAAAAAGAACAUUCACCAGGGUAUCCGAUGAUUGAAGAGGUUUUAGAAAGGUGGUUACAAUAUGCAUUCGCAAGACAAAUGAUGUUAACAGAUGAGGUUCUCAUAGAAAAGGCAAAAAGCAUUGCUUCUAAUAUUGGAGAACAACAGUUUUGUGGUUCAAAUAGAUGUAAAUGUGACAAGAAUAUUCUUCUUCUUGUUGAUGGUACACCAGUACACUGUCUUGAGAAAAAUGUUAAACUUAAUCAUAUUUGUAUUGAAUUUUUACUACAAAUGCCACUAUGCAUAUUCAACCUUGCAUAUAAUUUCAUUCAUGAUAAGCCAAAUGAAAGCCCACCAGCUUUUACAAUCCGUGAUGCAAUUUAUUUUGUAGCUGAUGCAUGGCAAAAUGUAAUAUCUAAUACUAUUAGUAUCAAGAAUGAACAACUUUAUGAGUUAGAUGAUUUGAUUGCAGAACUCCCAAUUAAUAAUCCACUUAGUGCUAGUGA
Molecule: messenger RNA, 634 nt
Organism: Dentiscutata heterogama
Lineage: Eukaryota; Fungi; Glomeromycota; Glomeromycetes; Diversisporales; Gigasporaceae
Source: the annotation of a GenBank genome assembly